UGGUAUUGUGCAGACAUGCAGUUAGUGUAUGCAUUUCCGUGUACUCUUCUAUUUUGAAGGCGCUUUCAACCACUUCCGUUCUCGUAGCAGAUAUUGAAGUGCUGGCGAGCAUCUUUGCGGUCACAGUCAGGAUAUCAGGCAGUGUGACGCGAGAAGGAAGAAAUAAAUAGGGCUUUGUUUCCCGGUAGGGAUCCAAACCAUCUACCAUCAGCGGGCCCAUGGAGAGCAGAGCCUCGCUUGUGUCCACUGGCGCCUGCUUGAGCUUGAUCGGAUGCCUUUCACCUCCGCGCCGCCGUUAGGUGUUCUCCAUUCAGGAUUAAUUGGUUGACCGAUGGCUCCCAAACAUGUGCUCCUUCCCAGCAGUGGCGGUGGCCCCAGGGUUUGUCCGGCGGCACGGAGCCUGGAUGCCUGGACGGUGGCGGUCAGCUCGUCGAGGAAGGGGAAGAGGAUGCUGGGCCGGUGCUUUGUGAGCGUCGGUGCGGUGCUGAUGCUGAUCCAGUGCUCCUUUGCUGCUGAUGCUGAGGCCGAUUAUCAUGACUUGACAAGGCUGUCUGUCUUGCCAAGUUUGCCCUCGCGCCUCCCAGCCACCUUGGCGAUUGGGACCAAUGACAAAGACACAACAAAAGGGACUGACCCGAGUCAAGUGUUAGCUGAGAAUAGAACAUCAGAGUGGAAAGAAUCAGAAGGUGGAGCGGCUGCUGGAAGAGACAGCAAAGUCAUAUCAGACCCUGGAACCACAACAAGAACCGAGGCUAAAGGGAAGCUGGUGGAACCAAAGUCGCCAAGUUCACACAGGGACCUGGCUCUCUGGUCUGGUCAGAAGAGGUUGCAGGCGGUUGGAAAGGACCAAGGAGGGCAGGAAUCCUCCUCAUCCGUCUUUACAAUGGAGGCAGAGACACCAAACCCACCAGCAGGGACAAAGCCUUUAGGACUGCUGUCUAAGGCUGCUUGGACUAAAAUAUCCUCUUCAUCGUCAUCAUCAUCCAAAACCUCUUCCUCUUCAAGCUCUACACGAAAAACUUUACCUUCACCAUCCACGUCUUCAUCCUCCACGCCAGCCAUUAAUGGUGGCAUACAGGCAGUGAGGUUCAACACUGUCUCUGUAAUUGAUGUCAGCAACAGCUCUAAGAACUCCUCGGACAGCAACAGCAGCAUGACUUUAGAUGGCGCCGUGGAUGGAGCAAUGCUGGAGACAGCAGUGGAAGAUGCUGUCCAAUCUACAAAGGAAUCAGCGAGCAGCCUGCCAGCCUGGGAUCUGCCCACUGUUCCAGAGUCUCUCUUGUCCACAGCGGGUGACCAUGACAUCACACUUCCUGACAAUGUCACCAGCCCUUUCUCCACUCACCAAUGGAAUACCACUGUGCCCGUACACACCAGAAACUCCACUCAGACUACAACUACUACAAAAACUACCACGGACACGCUGUCGCCCACCACCGCCUCCACACACUCUUUACCAUCAAACACCAUUCCGAGUGUGACGAUAACACAGGUGUCCACUGUUGCUCCACCCACCGCAAGCUUGGACAGCGUUACUGAUGGCACCCUGCGGGUCGAGACACUGACAACAGCGAAGCCCUCAGUAACCACUUCGACUGUGAGCACCUCUGCUUUUACAAUGCCAGCAGUGACCACAAACAUUACUGUAACAGUCUCCCCAAAUACUACAGCUGCUGUAACCAUGCAGCCGUCACCAAGCCUCAAACUAACAACAGCAGCUACAACUCAGCCUGCAACAACAACCACUACUACUUCAACACCGCCAACCACUACAACUACACCCGCCUCAUCAACCACAACCACCCCCGCUCUAAUAAUCACUACCACUACACCUACACCUACAACUACUACUCCAGCCACGACCACCACUACUACUACUACCAUAGCAACCACUACUUUAAAAAAGGUACUUCCUACCACCUUGUUUGUCCCAGUCCAAACUGUACCACCAACAGCUAUGACCACAGAACUGCCAAGCAGCACCAUUACAGAGGAAAGUCCUUUGCCAUGCAACAUCACAGAGAAGUACUGGGUCAAAACAGUUUUGUCCAUUGAGAUCCAAAAGAACCGACUUGAUCUGGUCCUAAAACAGAAUCUAGCUAAAGGAUUGAGUCAUGCCCUGCAGAGAGCCCUGAAUGACUCCACUGCUUAUGCACAGGUGGAACGUGAUGACUGCAGCCCAUACAAUGUAACACUGGGCUACUAUGUGGCUGGUGUUAAAACUGUCUAUAUUUCUUCAUAUGUAGCUGAGGCACUCAGUGUGUAUGGUUUUGAUAAGCUGUUGUCUGACAUCAGGCAGCACACGCCAUUGGUUAAGGCUGUUCUGGUCCCCGUGGCAACCUGGAUGCCCACGCCAAACAUCCACCUGCAACUGAAAACAGUGUUGAGGUUUGUUGGCCCGACAGACAACAUCUACUCCUGCAGUUUUGUCCAGAUGCUGGAGCAGAGGCUGCAGAGCGCCUUCGAUGAGGCUCAAGACAAAGUGCUAGAGACCUACAGCAGGCUCACUGUGGAGAUUCAAAGCGUGUCCCAGGACCUGGGAUCUCCAUCAGUCUCUCUCGUGUACGUCGUGAAGAAUCAGGACACAGAACUGAAUGGAACCAUCUCAAGCGGCCUCCUCAACCAGUUGACUGCUGAGCUGGUCGGCUACUUCUUGUUCUACCCACCCCUGGUUAUUGCUGAGCCCCUUGAAUACCACAAUCUCAACACGUCCACUGCGACCAGGGACUACUGGGUUAUAACAGUGAUCCAGGAUGUGGACAGGUCUUCCCUGGAGGCCAACUACCAAAGUUUUGCCAAUUUGAUGGAGCAGCGGUUAGCUGAACUCUUCCAUGUGGCUGGCAGGCAGGGCUCUCAAACUUUACGGUCCAGGCGCGCAACUACAGUGGGGGCCUACACCGUACAGAUGGUGAGCAUGCGUCGGCUGCCUGGUCCCAAGAACCCAGCGGAGAUGACAUAUUAUGCACAGUUGAAUGGAGCACCCAUCACUGGAACCACUGCCGCCAAGACACUGAGCAGUUUGGACUCCCAGACCAUGGCACUGACUCUGGGAUACUUUGUACAAGUGCAGGCUGAACCUGUGGUGAAAAUACAACAGAACAACCUGUGGAUCAUGGCUGUUCUCACACCUCUAUUCUUGUUGAUGGUGGUAAUUGGAAUGGUGGUCUUCAUCCUUUGUAAGAGGAACCGGGUCAUCUUCAAAGCUGGUGCCUUCAGAACCUUCAAGAGCCGCACCAAAACCUCGUAUCGGCGGGAGGGCAGUUACCACCACCAGCCUGUCCAGGGUUUUGACUACGCCAAGAAGCACAUGGGUCGAACUGGUGAUGAGGCCAUCUCUUUAAAUAAGGAGACAUUGGUUUUGGGCCUGCCUGUGCGAGAUGCCCCGCUCUCAAUGUCAUUGGAUAAGAAGGUCUACCAGGAUGGGACUGCCAACAAGAGGCCACCAUCUGCGGACAUACACAAAGGAGGGCGGUUGCCAAGCGAGGAUGGUUCAAUGUCAAGUAACAGCUCCGGGAAACUCAAUGCCAGCAAGAGCUCCUCGGCCCGGAAGACAGCCACUGGCGGCAGCUGCAAAAACGGUAAGGAGGAUUUGCACAAGAGAAACACCAAUGACCCGUAUGAAGAUCAUACAGGCUCUCUCCGGCUCAUCACCAUCAAACCCUUGACAGCCCAGCCAACUUACUCCUACCCCUCAUCUUCCUCCCACAGCCAAGACUCUGUCAUCAUUAAUGGCGAGGCAAAUCAUGGCGGGCUGAAGCCGAAGUCAGACAUUGAACACUACAGAAACAAACUGCGCCAGAAAGCCCGCAGGAAGGGUUACGGAGAGUUCUCCCUUUCCGAGAGUGGCAGCCAUGGUUAUAGUCACAGCCGGCACGGUCGACAUGACAACGGAAUCAAGGAACCAAUGACUGCUGAGGAGAAGAGGGCCUCCUUUGCCGGAUGUCAUAAAAGGUACUCCCAUCCACGGGAGCCCACCUAUUGGAGCAGGCAGUCCCUGAGCAGCCCCAGCCCAGUGGAGACAGAGAUGGACCUUCUGGUUCUUAGGGAGCGAUCUCGGAGGGGCAUCCGCAACAAUGGCUAUGAUGGUGAACCAGAGCCAUAUGAGGAGACCAAUGUGGACCGUUUGAUGAGCUCUCUUGGUUAUGGAGGUGGAUCGACUGGCACUGGGAAUGGUAGCCUGGGGGUGAAAGCGCACCGUGGCUCAGACUCCUCCACACUCAGCUCUCAGCCAUCCAUUGACGACGUUCGCACACAGAUGCAUAUGUUGCUUGGCAACGCCUUCAGCCUGGCACCCUCAGACCAUGACCCACCUUCUCCUCCGACUAAACACCACCAUCACCACCACCGUGCCCACAGCGCCUACAAGCCGUCCCACAUGAGCCACUACAGUGAUGGAGUGACCAGCGCCCCUGGGACCAUGAACCAUCCCUGUGGAAGCAGACAGAGGAGCCUGGGUUACGAUGACUUACACCAGUGUAGCCUGCCCAAACCGGGUUUCCGGUUCACGCAGCUCCCUGAUAUGGGCAUUGGGACUCCUCCGCCACUAAUCCCCUCAAGACCAGGACCACUACCUGGACCUUCACUGCGACGUUCCACUCCUGAUGUUAGCCUGAAACCUCGAGUGUCGGAGGCCUCAGACCUGCAGGCCCAACAGCACAACGGUGCCCCCUACCUGCCACUGUCCAGGACCACCUUCCCUGCUGUUACUGUUGACCAGUCCAUCAGCACCUACUCAGGAAACCCAAUAACAGCAGUGUACGCAAUAUCAGCCAACCACCCAGGUUACUCAGACUACUUUGUCAUGUCGCCUCCAUCUUCGUACCGUAGCCCAUCCUGGAUGUCCUACCCACCUGAGCCAGAAGACCUUCCGCGGCAGUGGAACGACCCCCCGAGCUCACGCCACCUCGAAACUAUCUGCUGAAGUCCCACAUCACUGAGUGGUGUUUGUUUUGGUGGGAAGAUGGCCUCCCUCUCUUUCCGGUUCCUGUCUGAAUUUGUCCUGUUCAAGUGGAGGAUCCCUCGCUUGCACAUCUUCCUAUUUUCUGCUGGACCUUCAGCCCUGACGCUUCUUCGCCCCACUUUGUCUGAAACUCCUCUGUCCUGUACGGCCCCCCUCACACGGUCAGAGAUCUUUUUGCUCACCAACAGCCAUAUUUCUCUGCUCCCUGAGCCCCUGACCUCACUGGGCCCACUGAGUCCACAACUUCUAUAUCCUGGCUCCUGUGUGGUGAGCACUGUACAGCAAAAAGAUCCUCAUCCUACUGUACCGUACGGCGCUUCAAUAGCGUGAAGCUGUGCCUCUCACAACAGACGCAAUGUGACCGGCCCGUCUUCGGUCACCAUAACUGCCACCUGCCCAGCACGAGACAGCACAUGCCGCAAUAUCAUCAGUCUCGUCGAGCCCCAGCACAGAUCAGUAUUCUGGUCCACUAUUAAACUGGCCCACACAGGACUGGGCCAUCCUGGGCUUGACCAUGAAGUCCACCAUCAAACCAAGAAAGCUGGACUGAUAUGAAACUGUGCUUUUCUUUUUUUUCUUUUUUCGGAAGAAUCUAAAUGUCUGUGUAAACCUUUUGCCACUAGUUAUUGUGUAAUUUAAACUGAAGUGAGAAAAAGUGAAAGAAACCAGAAAAAAAAAAUCUAACUAUCUUGUAUGUCUAAAAUUUUUGGUUCUAGAUGUGUGCUUUCGUCUUUACAUUUGUGCAUUGACUACUGUAAAAAAAACAAACUAAAAAAGUGAGUUUUUUCUUUCACUCACCACCUUUCAAAGCAAAAAAAAAAAAAUGAAUACAGAAACAUUUCUGUACUUUCUUUACCGUUUUCUUUCAUUUGAUUGAACAGAGAGGAAAAAAAGGAAUCACUCACAUGUUUGUCAGUCAUUUGCUUAUGAUAUUUUGUCUGUGAAACAUGAGGCAAACAUGGGUGCAAACUCUCACUGGUAUGGGAGUCGUUUCUCGGCCCUCAGCGACUGAAACCCAAGUAUGUUUUUUUUUGUUUUUUGUUUUUUUUUUAAGAAAAUGAAUGAUUUACUUGAAAGAUGUCAUGAUGACGCUUGAUUUUGGGUCAUUUAGGUCUUAAACAGGGGAGCAGUUAAAUGGAUAUUUAGUCACUGCACUAAGUACUGCUGCUCGAGUUACCUCGAGGUACUGGGCAAGCGGUAUAUGUACCAUUUUCAUGUACUUCUGUAUAUAGCAGAUGAUUUAUCGAAGAUAUUUAUGCAAGUUGCGUGGGAGGGAUACUUUCUUGGCAUUGUUCUGAUGAGUUGUUUCUUUCACUGCAUUUAUGAUGGACUCAUUGACUUUUGUGAAGGCUUUACACGUUUUCAGCAACGUCUUGUCCCAUUGUAUUACAAAAAAGAUCAUUAUAUGACAUCAUUUUUAAAAAUGGUACAAAACGUGUUAAGUUCAGAGGGACAUGCGGCAGGUGAUGCCUGUAAUGCAUCUGUUUGCUGCAUUUACAGCAUUUCCAAUGUUUGAACAAGCUGAUAUAGCCAUACACGUCAAAAUAUUGCAAUCUUUUGUACAAGAAUGUCACAGUCUAAAUAUUGCCUCUCGAGAGAACUGGAAACCUUGGUACUAUGUGUACUGUACAAAGAGCUCCUAAUCACCGAGAUGGUCACCAAAGGAGAUAACAGCCAUAUGUAUCUUUUUUUUUUUUUUUUGCCAAGUGGAAGUAAAACAGCUAAUAUGUACAAUGUUUUUUCAGCCAAUGUUACCAAAAGAGAGUAUGCCUGAGACGAGGUGAGGGCUUGUGUCCACUUGAGAUGUAGUAUAGAUAUAGACAGAUAAACCUUAUAAAAUAGUUUAACAUGAAAUUAGCACUUUUUAAAAAGCCUGAAAGUUGGCAGAAUCAAUGCAAAGAUGCUAUUGUAUAGCAUUCAAUUUCUAAAAGGUAAACCUAUGUAAGAUCCAUUUAUUAUUUGCACAAUCAUAGUAUCUUUUAGCGAAACCAUAACAGUUCAAACGUGUGUUCGCUUUACAAUGUAAAUCCUCUAAACACGCAAAACCCAUUUAAAAUAGAACUGAUUGCAUUCUAGAAUCAGCCCAUUGAAAUCAGAAGGCAAUGAAGUAUUUUGUUACGCAGUAUUGUUGGCCUGUGCAUGAUAUAUAAAAGACGUGGACGUUGUUGUUUGGAGCGUUUUGAUCGAUGCCGUUCUGCUUUGAAUCAUUCAAAGAAUCACUAAAAAAACGACACAACAUUUGAGCUCACGCAGACAGUGUUUUGUAAUACAAGUUGAAGAGAUUACCAUCACCACUCAUAAACAUUUCAUCUGAUUUCACCGCAGAAAAAAAAAAGCUUGGAAAUGGUCUUUACGAAGUUAUUUUAGGACAGAGAUUUAAUGCAAUGCUAUGAUGACUUAAUGUGCAAUGUUUGUGCUUUGUCCGGGACGUGGCGAGAUGCAUUUAUUCAAGAUGGACUACGGGAUGAACUGUCUUGUUUUUUUAUUUUCUUUUUUGCAGUGUCUUUAUGCUGUGACGUCAUGACGACAUCCUGAUGUUGGUGUUGCAGUGACGCCAACAUAGAAUGCUAUUGGAUGUAGUUGCAGAAAAGUUUUGGUGAAUUUAAACA
Dunckerocampus dactyliophorus (ringed pipefish) is the source of this 7569-nucleotide messenger RNA. RefSeq names its product KIAA1549-like a. The record is from RefSeq and is a predicted model, not a curated record. The transcript is spliced from 25 exons. The coding region runs from base 332 to 4921 and encodes 1529 amino acids. NCBI's taxonomy places the organism in Eukaryota, Metazoa, Chordata, Actinopteri, Syngnathiformes, Syngnathidae.